AUGGUCUGGCUAAUUCGUAGUUUUCUCUCAAUAUGGAUUCAUCUUGGUGUUCGUUUAAUAUAUGGCAAUCAAAAAUUUCGUUUACCACCUAUUACAAAUCAAAUAUUACUUCUACCAGCAAUUGUAAUUGCGAAACGUAUUCGACAAAGACAAUUAACUUCUUAUGAAGUUGUACGAGUUCAUAUUGAACGAAUUCGUGCUAUUCAACCAUAUCUAAAUGUUUAUGUUGAUGAACGAUUUUCUGAAGCAUUACAUGAAGCUCAAGAAAUUGAUCGUACUUUAAAUGAUGUUUCAAUAGGACACAGAUCAUUACCAAAUGAAUGGACUGAAGAACAAGCACCAUUUUUAGGUGUUCCAUUUGCUAUAAAAGAAUCAAUGGAAUAUCCAGGUUUUCAUAAUUCAACAGGAGUUUCUGCAAGAAAAGAUUAUAUUUCAACUUAUACAGCAACAUCAGUAGCAAAUAUGAUCAAAUCAGGUGCUAUACUUUUAUGCAAUACUAAUGUUAGUGAAGGAUGUAUGUGGUUUGAAGCACGAAAUUCUCUAUAUGGUACAACAAAUAAUCCAUAUGAUUUAUCGCGAAUUGUUGGUGGUAGUUCAGGUGGAGCUGGUUGUAUUGUUUCAGCAGCUGGUGUUCCAUUUGCUAUUGGAGCAGAUAUUGGUGGAAGUAUUCGAUUACCAUCAUUUAUGAAUGGAAUAUUUGGUCAUAAAACAACACCUAAUAUUGUGCCUAACGAUGGUCAAUAUCCACCACACAAAGAAUUUCAUCAGAAAUAUUUACUAUCAACAGGACCAAUGUGUCGUUAUUCAACUGAUUUACAACCAAUGCUUAAAGUAUUGGCAGGUUCAACAAAUAUCGAACGAUUAUUAAAUAUUGAUGUUCCAGUUGAUUUAAGUAAACUACGUUAUUUUUAUAUCGAUGAAAUCGAUGCAUAUUUUAUUAAUAAAGUUGAUCGAGAUCAAAAACUUGCUCAUCGUCGUGUUGUUGAACAUUUUGAAAAUAAAUAUAAAAUUCAUGUAACACAUCUACGUUUAAAUCGUCUUCGUCAUGCUAUUUCAAUUUGGUCAUCAAUGAUGGUUGAUGGAGAAUUAUCUUCACGUGAUUUUUCUUUAACACUUUGUAAUCGUACAUCAUAUCUAAAUAGUUAUCAAGAAUUAUUACGAAAAUUUUUAUUUCGUUCAACACAUACAUUACCAGCUAUUGGUCUUGCUAUAUUAGAAGCAGUACCAAAUAAACAUAAUAAACGUUUUCAUGCAUUAGCACAUAAAUUUCAUGAUGAAAUUCAAAGUUUAUUAGGUGAUAAUGGAGUUUUAUUUCUUCCAACAUUUCCUACACCAGUUCCUGUACAUGGUUGGCCUGUUAUAAUGAAUACAUUUGAUUAUAUUUAUUGUGGAAUUAUAAAUGCAAUAAGUUUACCAUCAACACAAUGUCCAUUAGGUUUAGAUAGUCAACAAUUACCAUUGGGUAUUCAAUGUAUUGCUGGUCAUAGUCGUGAUCAAUUGACAUUAGCUGUUGCACAAGAAAUUGAACAAGCAUUGGGUGGUUGGGUACCACCAAGCCGCAUUUCUUUAAUUUAA
This is a messenger RNA of Adineta steineri, 1575 nucleotides long. The record is from the annotation of a GenBank genome assembly. Lineage: Eukaryota; Metazoa; Rotifera; Eurotatoria; Adinetida; Adinetidae.